ACAAGUUUAUGUGGUGAAUUCGCAAAGUUUACAGCUAUGUAGCAAAGGAUUACAUGAACGAAGAUGUCGAUAUUUCAUCCAUGUGAACCUGUGGACCGGUGACCUCCUCAAAUCGGCUGCAAAAGGCAGAUUUUUUGUGUGUUGGGCUUAUGCCCAAAACCAAUAUGGCGGCCGUGUUGUUGUAUUUUGCCUUCACAGCGUUUGUUUUGGAAGGUCUACUCCUUCACAAUGUGUCAGGGGAAAAUCACAUGUGUGCUUCGGCAUGUUCAUGUCUUCUUAAUCUUGUUGAUUGUUCUAAGUUGGGACUGAUCGAAGUUCCCCGGGAUCUACCCGUCUUCGUCACUCGAUUAGAACUUCAGUUUAAUGGAAUUUCAUCAAUAUCAACUGAAGACUUCAGAGGAUUGAACAAUCUGACACAACUAGACUUGAGUAACAACGAAAUACGAUUUUUAAAUGAAUCAGUUUUUCUACACCUUCCGGCUUUAAAACAACUAAAAAUUAACCACAACAAACUGACAGAAGUCCCCAUGUUGAAAGGCCUUUAUUCCUUAACCACUCUGGAACUAAAUCAUAACCGUAUUCAUACUCUGGCCAUGGAGUUUACCACUCAUAUGUCUCAGCUCAAAGUUCUGGAGCUUAGCCACAAUCAGAUCAUGGACAUUGUUCCGGGCGUUUUCCCUGUCAAUAACACCUUACAAAAACUAACACUCAAUGGAAACGGUCUGGAAACAUUUGAACCAGGAUGUUUUGACAACUUAACAUCAUUAGAAGUGCUGAAGAUGAAUAAAAAUAGAAUCCGCAUCCUGCCCAAGAAUUUAUUCAGUAAAAUGAUUAAACUGAAAACAUUAGAAAUUACCAAGAACCAGCUGCGGCAAAUUGAAGGUCUUUUAUUCCAACAGUUAUCCAAUUUACAAAUUUUGAAGCUUCGAAAAAAUCAGAUAUCUGUAUUGAUGGAUGGAGCGUUUUAUGGUCUUAAAAAGAUACAGAGCUUACAACUGGAUCACAACAACAUUUCUAAUGUGACACAGAGCUGGCUUUAUAGAAUGGUAUCUCUCAAACAACUGUCCUUGACUAACAACAGAAUUCAGACCAUUGAUCCAGAGAGUUUGGAGGUCUGCAAAAAUUUACAGCUUCUGGACCUAACCAAUAACCGUCUGACCUCCAUAACCAGAGGGUCAUUCGCUGAGCUCAAUAAUCUGCGCUCUCUCUACCUCAGUGACAAUCACAUCUCAAAUAUUGAGGAUGGAGCUUUCCGUGACCUGGAAAGCCUAGAACUUUUGGAGUUAAAUAAUAACGCCAUUUCCUGGACUAUAGAGGAUAUGAACGGAGCAUUUACUGGUCUCAAUGCUCUCACCAAGCUAGGCCUCGAGAACAAUAAGAUCAAGUCCAUAGCCCAGAAUGCCUUUAGCGGCCUCAGCCAAGUUGUCAGACUCAACCUACAGAACAACCCCAUCACUUCCAUCCAGCGUGACGCACUCAGGGUCAUGACUCAGCUCAACCAAUUAUCAUUUAAUUCAUCAAGCCUGCUGUGUGAUUGUCAACUGUCAUGGCUGCCUCAGUGGCUUGAGGAAAAAGGUUUCCAGAGCACAGUUACAGCUGUAUGUGCACAUCCUGCCAAAUUAAGGGGCAGAAAUAUUUAUACUAUUGACCCACAGGAGUUCAAGUGUGAGGGAGAUUUCCUGCAGCCAGUGAUUACCGUGAGUCCUGUCUCACAGAUCGCACUGAAGGGACAAAACAUCACUCUCAACUGUAGUGCUAAUAGUACCAUGCAAUCACACACCCAGUUCAGUUGGAAGAAAAACAACAUGUUACUGAUGGACAAAGAUAUUGAGAACUUUGUUCGUGCUGAUGGAGAUAUCUACAACUAUACCUCCCGUCUCCAUCUUACUCGCAUACAGGACUCGGACAUGGGGCUCUACCAGUGCAUCAUAUCCAAUGAGUUCGGCUCGGCCUACUCCAAUAAAUCAGACAUCCGUGUCCAUGUAUUCCCCAAGUUUGUGAAGACUCCAUUAGAUGUAACAGUAAAGGCUGGACACACAGCCCGUCUCCAGUGUGCAGCUACAGGUCAGCCCAACCCUAUAAUUAAAUGGAACAAGGAUGGGGAUGAUUUUCCUGCAGCAAGGGAAAGGAGAGUACAUGUGAUGACUGCCGAUGAUGUUUUCUUCAUUGUGGAGGUGAACAGGAAGGAUGAAGGUGUAUACAGCUGUACAGCCAAAAAUGAUGCUGGCAUGAUAAGCGCUAAUGCAACCCUGAGGGUGUUAGAAUCACCAACUUUUGUGAAGCCUAUGGAGACUGUGAAAGUGACUUCAGUAGGAGAUACAGCUGUAUUGGAGUGUAUGGCUGCAGGAAGCCCACCACCAAGUCUCUCUUGGCUUAAAAAUGACAAGCCUUUAAAGGAAAGUCAGCGUUAUUUCUUCACAGCGGGUAACCAGCUGCUAAUCAUUGUACAGACGGAGAUAAGUGAUCACGGACGUUACACUUGUGUCAUGUCUAAUACACUCGGGAAGGAGACAGGAUCCACCAAUCUCCGAGUUAUGCCUAAGAACCGUGGUGUUGUCAAGGAAGUGAAUGGAAGUCAGCAGGGAAACAACGGUCCCAGUGAUGAAUCAACAACCACAGGAAUCAUCAUCAUUGCUGUUGUCUGCUGUGUUGUCGGUACAUCAUUAGUGUGGGUAAUCAUUAUCUAUCAGACAAGGAAGCGUCAUGAAAUGUACAGUGCUACCCCAACAGAUGAAACCACCCUCCCAGGUGAAAUACCCAGCUCAGGCUACACAUCGUCUGACAAAGAGGGAAGUUUUACACAGCCUGUACCUAUGACUACACCAAACUUUCAGUACCAUGACUACCAGAUGAAGGAAUCUGGUUAUGAGUCGUCAUCGGGACGUUUUCGGGCUGCAAGAGCAGCCAUAUUUCCCAGUGAUGUUGAUGAGGAGGAUCAUCAACAGUCUGUGCCUCUCACCCUUGGGGAACAUCAGCUGGGGUCCGACUCACCAGAAAAUAGUGUGUCAAGUUUACAUUAUCCAAACAGUGAUGAAACAGACUCUUUAAAAAGUUCACACAGUACAAACAGUACACGUGCUAGUGAACAGCACACUCUGCGGACAUUCCACCCUGUACCCACUAACCAUGACACACUGUCACGGGUGUCGACCACACCAGAUGUGGGUGGGGGUGGCCAUUGUGAAGGAUGUGAUCAGUGUCAGGGACUUACGAGUGGUGAAAGACAGAAUUGUCACAGUGCUAAUUACAGACACUCUUUAUAUAAUAGUCCACAGCAGAGUGGGAUGCCGAUUCAUCAUGGAUCCCAGCCCCAGCCUCCAGGUGCCCCACACCCUGGCAUAGAUUACCAAGUUGAAGAUGCUGUUUGUGAUAGUCAACACAAUGUUUGUAAUUGUCGCUGUACGUCCCCUGUACAUAAUUCUCCCAUCCCAGUACCAAGCAAUUCUACAGUAUGUCAUCAUGUUAUGAAAUCACCAUCACCAACCCCACCACAUUUGGUAUCAGGCAUACCUCCACAUGUGGUGCCAAAUAUACCCAAUCCAUAUAGUCACCACCCCCCAUCUCUACUCAAUACUCAUGACUGUCAGGUGUGUGCUAAUAAUAAACUGCCACGAAAUGUGGCCAUGGAUUGUAAUCAUCAUAACAAUUAUAGAGAAGUGUUAGUCGUUGGUGGUACACAUCGGACAAGCAACGGAGCCAUCGACAAAAUCCCCCCUGUCAUUCCACCAAAGCACAGACGUUCACAUUCGUCAUCGCAUUCAAAAGCGAAUGGCGUAACACAAAAUGGCACUUUAAAAUCCUUAGAUGGGAAGACAGUGGAUGUGUAGUUGUUGAUUUGUUGACAAGAAUGUAAUCCUCAGCAUAAUAGUGACAUCAGAAUUAUGAUGAUCAGCUGUGUGAAAGAUUUGGAAAGCUGAUGUCAAUAGCCUGAAGGAUUUGGAACGCUUUAACCAACAGUGUGAAGGAUUCAGUAUUUGAAAUGCUGAUGUUCAACAGUGCGAAGGAUUCAGUAUUUGAAAUGCUGAUGUUCAACAGUGCGAAGGAUUCAGUAUUUGAAAUGCUGAUAUUCAACAGUGUGAAGGAAUCGGAUCGCUGUAUUCAAGUUUCUGUGAUUUGUGUAACAAGCCAAAGCUUUAUACCUUUCGACCCACCCAGGAGGGGCAGGGACUGUUGUGUUGUGACCUCAAUGGGUCACACAAACAUUAAUUAUUAUAAUUAUUAUUAUUAUUUGUAUACAUUGAUAUGUUUUUGUGUACAUUGAUGGACAAAGAAAUUGGAGAAUGAAAUGAAACGGGUAAAUUAUUGAGUUUGAUGCUGCUACCUAUCCUAUACACAUAUGUCAGGAAAUGGAUUUACAGAAAUCGCAAUGGUUGUAGAAUUCUUUCAGUUUUAACAGAAAUAAAGAAUAGAAAUAAGUGAAAGCUCAAAGGAAUUACAGAUCCAUAUCCUGACAGUUGACUGCCUCUUUUCUCUCUCUAACCAAAAAUUUGGUUGAUUUAAAAUUUUGAUUUCGAUGUGUAAUUAUGAAGGAUAUUUGAUCUUUGGAUGCAUUUGCCAAAAUGAUUUGCUACAAACAUAACCGUGUAAACCAUUCUCUUAUCAACAAUGCUAUACAUAAAUGGUUUUAUUUAUUCAGUAUAUGAUACAGGUGCUGUGUGUAAUGCAUCUAAUUUUAAAAUGGCAUUGUUAUGGAAACCUAUAUGUGUAAGACAAAGCCACUGGCUUUUAAACUAAUUUCCCAUCUCCUGUCUUGUGUACCGAAUUGUAUCAUACAAUUUUGUAUAGCCAAUAAUGUUUUAAUGCUUGCAAUGUGUACAAAUCUUGUUCUCAUUGUAAAUAAUCAGACGGAACAUACCUCAUGCAAAUCCAUAGGUUCCAUGUGUCAAGGUUUCUGUUUUGUAGACUUAUUACUAUGUAUAAAGUGGGUAUGCUAGAGGAUUGUAAGAGAAUGUCCUGAACCAUAGUAUAUCAUGAAGGAUCGUAACAGGUAUAUGUGUGUUAACGUCAGAUCCAUGUUGUCUAAUAUAAUUUCAUCACAAGUUCAUUGACUGCUGAUAUUUUUACAGUUAAGACACCUAAAAACUAGUUGUGACUAUAUCUAAUGCCAAAUUUAACCUCCUUUAGUUUCCAAAAACUUUUAUGAAAGUAAUUUUGACUUUGUUGAGAACGAAAAGUGAUGGUAGUAGAACCCACCUGCAUUUGAACCAGAAAUUACGGAAAUAUUCUGAAAAAUUUCUACAUAUUUUCUUCAUGUUUUGUUUUAAACAAAUUUUACUGUCAAAAAAUAAAUUGAUGAUAAACAAGUUUCUGCAACUUAUAUAUUGACUCUGUAUUAUCAUAGUCAUAACUCUAACACAUGUAAAAUGUAGUUUUGAAUUUCAAAAAUCUGUAUUUAAAUAGUUACAAAAUACCAGUCAAGUAUUCUAAGGUAUGGUUAAGUGUUUUCUGCCUGCAAAUUCCAUGCUUUUAGGAUAUUAAUUAUGUCUAUAAUUUCUUUCAUGUUAACUUGCAGAAAAAUGGUCUAAAAAGUUAUUUCAAAACUAGCCAAUUUUUUCGAUAAAAUUUUUCGUUUUCAAACUAAGUACAAUCUUUUACUGAAAUUUAAGUAACGGUGUAAGUGUGUGCACGAAGGGUAUUUGUGUGUGUGUGUGGUGUAUAUUCCCCAUAGGCCAAGUUUGUUUUGGCCACUCCUUGUUGAUAGGCCAGUCAUUUUGUGGUAACUCCUCGUCUAGGUGCUGUUUAGAUGAGGGUUAGACAACUUACACAAAAAUAUUAUUAUUGUAGUUUUUACGAUAUAUUAUGUAUGCCCAAGAAAUCCAUUUUGUGUCACAAAGUAUCGCAGUUGUAACAUAUGGUUAUUAAUCUUUGCAAAUUAUCACAAUCGUUUUACAAGUGAUAUUGCUCUUUGAUUUGGUCUAUUUAAAAAUAUAUUCGUAUUGAUUGAACUGAAGCCAUAUUUAAUGUAGUAUUUUAUUCUGGGUCAUCCACAGAAGCCAUAAACUAAGUAAAUCUGCUACUGAAAGUGGAAUAGUAUAUAUGAAUCAUGGUCAACCUCCAGUUUUGCAUUCGUUAUAUUAUUCAAAAGAAUGCUGUUAGUUUUUUGCCUUUCAGAAAUUCAUCAAACUUUUUUUGUAUAUUCAUAAGAAUAGGUAUAUUUACAUAGUACCUAUAUAUGAAGGCUGUAAUCAUUUCAAAGGCAAAAAAUGGCAAGAGUAAUAUUUUAAAUAUUUGACACACAAUACCUCUAUAUGUUAGCAAUAACUUUUCCUAAUUAAAGGAUGUAUUGUGUAUCGUUUGUCUCAAAAAUCAUAAAACGAGAAAACUCCACUGUUUUUACCUAGUAUAAACAGGAAUGAUAUUUUUGCUUAGAAAUGACUUUUUUUUUUUUUUUAAACUUCAAUCCAAGUGUCUUCAUAAACACAAUUCUAACAAGUUUCAAAACUGCUGCCACAAUAUUUCCAGUCUUAUGUGGGUACAUUUAUUGUUGUAUUGAAAAAAUACAAUAUUUCACGAGAAAUUAGUUUUUAUUGUUGUUAGAUACUCAAUACUCAGUGAUGUUUGUCACAAAGAAUGCCAUUUUAACAUAAGCAUUCAUUAUCACACUAUUUUUUUAGAUAAUGCAUUAAUACAAUUUUUUAUAUAAAAAUUUAGAAAUCUUACUGCUUCUUUUCCAUACUUUAGAAAUUUCUUUUAAAAUUGCAUACCUGUGCAUUUUACAGAAAAUUGUAGAAAAAUUGGCAUUGUUGGAUUUUUUUUGCAAUUAUUAAACAUAGUGUGAUUGAAUAUUCAUUAAAGCCAUGAUAUUUAAAUCUCUGAAGGAAUUUAAAUGUUUAUGAAAUGCCCACAUCCCACCUUGUCAGCCAGAAUAUCAUGGCCGAGCAUUUUAAUCACAUUCAGCAGUAUGUAUAUGUAUACAAGGUAUAAACUCCAAUCAUCCUAAAAGCAAAGAAAUUUUAUUUAGUGUUAUGUAGAGUAUUUAUAAGUAUUAUCAUGAAAUUCACUUGCAUGCAAGAUAAUUUUCAAAACCAUCUUUUAUUAAAAACUAUUAUCAGUUGUUUUAAUAUUAAAAAAACAAUAAUUAUUCAUUUUUGAUUAUGUAAAACAGAAACAGUUAAUUGUAAGAAAACUUUUAUUCAAGUUUAUUUUACUAUAAAAGACUCUUUCCAGACAGAUUUUUAUUACACCUGAUUGAUUUAAUUGUCCUUGCACCUUAGUCACAUUAAUGUGACCAUUUUAUCUGUUGUCGCCCUGGACUAUCACUCUUUUGGUUUGAAUUAUGUUUUUUUAAAAUGAGAUACUCUCAGUUUACAACUGUGUUGUGAUUUUAAAUGGCCAAGUUUUUUAUUUCAAAACUGCUGGAUUGGCAAGCAACUUUUAUGAACCUCUGAAUAGUUCAAAAAUCAAGUGAUAAUUUAAAUAGGUCACAAAUUGACAGAUAGUUUAGGAUUUGGUAUUGAUGUCCCAUGUCUGUUAUUUGUGUGUUUCUGUUACCAUUUAAUCCAUCACUCGUUGACAUGUUAAACAUGUAUAGUUGAGGUGUGUUUUCUCCUGUAUAUGGCCAAGUUUUACUGUGUAGUGGAGACACGCUAGUAGUAAUUCAAACUGUUGCAUGGAAGUUGAACCUUUUUAAUUUAUUAAAGAUGUAAACAUGUUAUCAAUGUCGGUUGUGUGCGAGUCAGAAUGAAGCAUUAUAUUUGUACAGAAUAUUGGAGAAAAUGAUAAAAUAAAAUACCAGAAUAUGAAAUCUUACAAA
Ylistrum balloti is the source of this 7753-nucleotide messenger RNA. RefSeq names its product leucine-rich repeats and immunoglobulin-like domains protein 3. Gene Ontology annotation, molecular function: protein binding. Lineage: Eukaryota; Metazoa; Mollusca; Bivalvia; Pectinida; Pectinidae. The transcript is spliced from 19 exons. The record is from RefSeq and is a predicted model, not a curated record. Bases 150 to 3827 code for a protein of 1225 amino acids.